AUGUUUAUUCUUCACCAAGGUUAUGAUAUGCUUAUAUUGGUAUUAUAUGUUGAUGAUAUCAUGUUGACUGGUAGUUCUUCUUUGCUGAUGGAUAAGCUUGUUCAAGCUUUAACUUCUGAGUUUUUAAUGAAAGAAUUAGGGGAUUUGAACUACUUUCUAGGUCUUAGGGUUUUAGUUCAUGCUGGAAAACUUCUUGAUAAUCCAGAUGAGUAUAGGAUGAUAGUUGGAAGUCCGCAGUAUCUAACAUUAACCAAACCAGAUAUUUUCUUUGGGGUUACAUAUAUGUCUCAGUUCAUGAAUGUCUCUACUGAUAAGAAUCUCUUUCUUGUGAAGCGAAUCUGA
This is a messenger RNA of Papaver somniferum (opium poppy), 342 nucleotides long. RefSeq lists its product as uncharacterized. The record is from RefSeq and is a predicted model, not a curated record. The transcript is spliced from 2 exons. NCBI's taxonomy places the organism in Eukaryota, Viridiplantae, Streptophyta, Magnoliopsida, Ranunculales, Papaveraceae. Bases 1 to 342 code for a protein of 113 amino acids.